UUUGAAUUUAGGAGAGAAUGAAUUCCAUGGAAGCAUACCACCUGAAAUUGGCAACUUUUCCAAGCUCGAGAUGUUAUUGCUAUAUGGCAACAACUUGGCAGGAGAUUUGCCUUGGACAAUCUUCAAUAUUUCAUCUUUAACAGUACUCAACCUUCAGAUGAAUGAACUCUCUGGAAUUCUUCCAAAUGACCCUUGUUAUCUCCUUCCACAAUUGGAGAUUCUGGCUAUUUCCGAAAACCAUAUUCAUGGAGAAAUCCCUCAAUCUCUAUCCAGUUGCAGGAAACUUCAAGUACUUUCCAUGUCUAAAAAUGAACUCUCUGGAAGAUUACCUAGGGACAUCUGGAACCUGUCAUCUCUUCAGGAACUUUAUCUUGAAAAAAUGAACUUGACAGGCCUAAGACAUUGGAAUUCACCAAGUCUUGAAGGACUUCUUCUCGGCGACAACCAAUUCAGUGGAACCAUUCCUAGCACUAUAUCAAAUGCCUCCCAACUCACAGUGCUUGAUCUUGGGCAUAACAUGUUCAGCGGCAAUGUACCUUUGGUGGUUGAAAAUUUACACCAACUUCAAUAUUUUUCCAUAGAAGAAAACCAUAUCACAAAUGAUCCAUCGGCCAAUGAGCUAAGCCUACUCACUUCAUUGUCGAAAUGCAAGAAUUUGAAAAUGGUUAUUUUGGCCAGCAAUCCAUUCAACACAGUUCUUCCCAACUUGUUAGAUGUUGGCAAUAAGUCGUCAUCAUUGGAAAUCUUAUAUGCAAGAGAUUGUCACUUUAAAGGCAGCAUACCUAGUGGAAUCAGCAACUUCAACAACUUGAUUUCUCUGGACUUGAACCAAAACAACUUCUCAGGUUCGCUUCCUGGAACAUUGGGACAUUUGCUGAGAUUACAGGGUUUAUUCGUACAUAACAACAAAAUUGAGGGAUCAAUACCAAACACCUUAUGCUAUCUGAGAGACUUAUCUGAAUUGCAUCUUGAAGACAAUAAGCUCUCAGGGAGCAUACCAAGCUGUUUUGGAAAUAUAUCUUCUUUGAGAAAAAUAUAUUUAGGUUCCAAUUUAUUUACAUCUACUGUACCGCUUGGCUUCUGGAAUAACAAAGAUGUCUUGGAGCUGGACUUGUCGUCCAAUUUUCUUAGUGGUACCUUGUCUUCUGAAAUUGGAAAUAUGCACAACAUGGUAUACCUCAAUCUUUCAGGUAACCAAUUUUCUGGAGAAAUUCCUUACACCAUUGGGCAACUUCAGAAUUUGCUUAAUCUCUCUCUAUCAUCAAAUAGGCUUCAAGGUCCUAUUCCUCAGUCAUUUGGUAGUCUCAUAAGCUUGCAAGCAUUAGAUUUAUCUAAUAACAGCCUCUCUGGUGGUAUUCCAAAGUCGAUGGAGAAGCUCAAAGAUCUAGUGCAUCUAAACCUGUCUUUCAAUGAUCUAAGUGGUAAAAUUCCAAAUGGUGGACCCUUUGCAAAAUUUAGCAUGGAAUCGUUCAUGGGUAACAAGGAACUAUGUGGAGCUUCUCGAUUCCAUGUCAUGGAAUGCAAAGAAGGUAAAGGAAAACCGAGAAAUAUUGCCAUAUUUCUCAAGUAUGUUUUGCCAUCUCUUGUAUCAGUGGUUGUUGUUGCUGUUCUAUUAGUUUGGUUGCUUACGUUCUGGAAGAGAAACAAAAAAAGGGAGCCUCGGGCUGAAGAUUCACUUGAUGUUGCACUCAAGAGGAUUUCAUACUAUGAAAUUCUUGGUGCUACAGAAAACUUUGAUGAGAGCAACUUGAUUGGGAGGGGGAGUUUUAGCUCAGUGUUCAAGGGCACUUUUGUUGAUGGGGUGAUUGCUGCAAUAAAAGUCUUCAAUUUGGAUGUGCAAGAUUCAGUCAGGAGCUUUGAUGUAGAGUGUCAAGUGCUAAGGAAUAUUCGGCAUAGAAAUCUUGUCAAAGUAAUAACCAGUUGUUCCAACAUCGAUUUCAGAGCUUUGAUUUUAGAGUAUAUGCCCAACGGGAACCUGGACAAGUGGCUCUAUUCACAUAAUUAUUUCCUAGAUAUCUAUCAGAGGCUAGGAAUAAUGUUGGACGUUGCGAAUGCACUCGAGUACUUGCAUCAUGGACAUUCUUUUCCAGUGGUUCAUUGUGAUUUGAAGCCUGGUAACAUUCUUUUAGAUGAAAACAUGGUUGCACAUGUUGGUGACUUUGGUAUAGCUAAGCUACUGGAGAAAGAUAAGGCCACUAAGCAAACAAAAACCAUGGGCACAGUUGGAUACAUGGCUCCAGAGUAUGGUUGUGCAGGAAUAAUAUCCAGCAUGGGAGAUGUAUACAGUUUUGGGAUUCUACUAAUGGAAGUAUUCACGAGAAGGAAGCCCACAGAUAAGAUGUUCCAAGGAGACUUCACCAUAAGGAGAUGGGUGUGUGAUUCAUUGCCUGAUGCAAUAAUGGAGAUCGUUGACUCUAAUUUAGUGACAAGAGAAGAAGGUGCAGGGCAAGAAAUAGAGGAGUGCUUCUUGAUGGUGAUGAGAUUAGCUAUGGAAUGCACAUCUGAUUUUCCAGAGGAGAGGAUCAGCAUGGAAGAUGCCAUAUAGAGUGGAGAUCGAGGAG
Ipomoea nil (Japanese morning glory) is the source of this 2561-nucleotide messenger RNA. RefSeq names its product probable LRR receptor-like serine/threonine-protein kinase At3g47570. The coding region runs from base 71 to 2545 and encodes 824 amino acids. Lineage: Eukaryota; Viridiplantae; Streptophyta; Magnoliopsida; Solanales; Convolvulaceae. Gene Ontology annotation, biological process: protein phosphorylation. The transcript has 6 exons. The record is from RefSeq and is a predicted model, not a curated record. Gene Ontology annotation, molecular function: protein binding; protein kinase activity; ATP binding.